Naegleria gruberi is the source of this 1437-nucleotide messenger RNA. RefSeq lists its product as uncharacterized. The record is from RefSeq and is a predicted model, not a curated record. Bases 1 to 1278 code for a protein of 425 amino acids. Lineage: Eukaryota; Heterolobosea; Eutetramitea; Acrasida; Naegleriidae. The transcript has 3 exons.
AUGAGUGAAUUGGGUCUCAAAUUGCGUAAACUGUUCAAAUGGCAGUCGAGUGAAAAGAAUUCUGAAGCUCAACAAUUACUGUCUUCGGGAACAGCAGUAAAUAACAAUGAAGAUCCAUCACCAUCAUCAUCAGCAGCAGUAACAGUAACAACAGCAGAAAUUACCACAACCAAUACUCCACCGAGAAAGGAACGUAUGGUUGCAUUGGAUAUUAUGAGAGGAAUGACCAUCAUGUUGAUGAUUAUUGUGAAUAAUCAACCAGCUAGAGCUUUUAUCCCGUUGGAUCAUGCUGAAUGGUUCGGAUUUACCCCAACUGAUUGUGUCUUUCCAUUCUUUUUAUUUGUGAUGGGAUAUGCAGCUGCAAUUGUCUAUUCCAGAGAGUGGCCAAGUGAUGUUUACUUGUAUCCACCAAGUCAUGUUAAAUUAUCAAUUCAAUCCUAUUUUAGAGAAUUGUGUGGAAAGAAACAAGAUUUAAUGGAUGAAAAUGAAAAGAAGGAAGAAGAAAGUAUCAAAUUCAUGUAUCUGAUACCAAUGAGGAAAUCUCUGUAUGAAUUUGUAAGCAAAUGGGUCAAAUUAUUUAGAAGACCAAUUCUCAUGUUCUUGAUUGGAUUUUCAUUCUCAGUUCUAGCUCACUUGUUUAAUUUCACACAUGUGAGAGUGAUGGGUGUUUUUCAAAGAAUUGCCAUUUGUUACUUUAUUGUGAGCUUGAUACUUGUCAUGGUUCCUUGGACAUUUGUUCAAAUUCUCAUUGUUGUCCUCUUCCAAGCUAUUUACAUUACAGUCACAUUUGGAUUAUAUGUUCCUAUGGAGGGUGAAGGUGAUGGUUGUGGAACGAGAGGUGAACUGUAUGAACCUCGAUGCACUGCUGAGGGUUAUAUUGAUCGAUUAAUUCUCUCUAGGGAUCACAUUUAUUUACAAGAUUCAUAUGAUCCAGAGGGAUUUUUGUCCAGUCUCUCUGCUGUUACUAAUGCAUUUGUUGGUAUUUUAGCUUUUAAGGUGGCUAGAGCUGCUGGUAAGGAUGCUCACAAACGUCUCAAUUAUUGGUUUAUAAUGGGAUCUUUGAUGAUUUUGGCUGCUUUGGCUAUUGAUUAUGCUGGUCUACCAAUUGGUAAAAAGCUCUGGACAACUUCAUUUGCUUUGAUUACAAGUGGUAUUGCUUUAUUGGAGUGCACCAUUUCUUUGGAUUGGUUCAAAUCCAUUGAUAAUGUAUUGUGUUCCAACUUUGGUUGCUAUCAUAAUGCUCAAGAUUCCAGUGCCUCACAAUGGAAAGCAAAGUAAUCUUUAUAGUGCAGAGUUCUUGACAUUAUUUGCAAGUUGGAUCAAACCUUUGGAAUUGGCCUCAUUCUUACAUGGUGUUGUGUUUGAAUUGAUUUUCAUUCCAAUUGCCUUCUUAUUGUACUGGAAGAAGAUUUAUAUUAAACUUUAAUGCUUGUUGAU